This is a messenger RNA of Temnothorax curvispinosus, 2030 nucleotides long. Its product is annotated as reticulocalbin-2. The transcript has 5 exons. Bases 217 to 1212 code for a protein of 331 amino acids. Gene Ontology annotation, molecular function: calcium ion binding. Gene Ontology annotation, cellular component: endoplasmic reticulum. The record is from RefSeq and is a predicted model, not a curated record. Lineage: Eukaryota; Metazoa; Arthropoda; Insecta; Hymenoptera; Formicidae.
CGUCGCGUCGCUUCAAAAACGGUCUUCAGGAGUCAGGACACGAAGUACCUACUCGUAAAAAUUUUCCUCGUGCGAUCGUCGCGUCAUGCGUAAUGGAAAGUAAUCAAUAAUAUCCGCCGUGAUGCCGUGAUAGCCGCCGAAGUGCCGAACGUCACCAUCAUAACGUCAGUUCGGCACGUUAUUUUCAAUCGCCCCGCCGUUCCCAGAAGACGCGCGAUGGCUGCCCCACCGUUCACCCGACCUCUGCUCCUCCUUGUCGCUCUCGCCGCAUCGCUGCCAGCCUUGGGCGACACCGCCUCCGCGCACAUCCACACGCAUCAGCACAACAAAGUCGACAGCAAUGAGAGGACGGAGGACGGUGCUUUCAGCCCCCGGGAUGCCGACCACUACACGGAGGGCGAGCAUCACCAGGAGUUCGAUCAUGAAGCCAUCCUAGGAAGCGUAAAGGAAGCUGAAGAAUUUGACAGACUUCCAAUAGAAGAAUCAAAGAGGCGACUAGGGAUUUUACUGACCAAAAUGGAUCUGAAUAAGGACAAGUAUAUAGAGAGGAACGAGUUAAAAGCUUGGAUCUUGCGUUCAUUUAGCAUGCUGUCGGCAGAAGAAUCUGAGGAUCGCUUGGAUGAUGCUGAUACGAAUGAAGAUGGUAAAGUGAGCUGGGACGAAAUUCUGCAAGACACUUACGGCAGCGAUCCCGAAGAUCUGGCUCUUGACGAUAAGUUGAUCCAAGAUGACAAGCAGACAUUCGAGGCUGCCGAUUUGAACCAAGACGGUUAUUUAGAUGCAGAGGAGUUCAAAGCUUAUACACAUCCUGAGGAGACACCUAGAAUGUUUCCACUCUUGUUGAAGCAAGCCUUGGCUGACAAAGAUAUAGAUGGAGAUGGAUACGUUAGUUUCCAGGAGUUUAUUGGUGACAGAGCCAAGUCAAAAGAUAAGGAAUGGCUGCUGAGUGAAAAGGACAAAUUUGACUUUGAACAUGACAAGAAUAGAGACGGCAGACUCGAUGCGGACGAAAUUCUUUCUUGGCUCGUCCCAAGUAAUGAAGAAAUAGCAAACGACGAAGUGGAUCAUUUGUUUGCGGGUUCAGAUGACGAUCACGAUAAUAGAUUAUCCUACGACGAGAUCUUGGAUCAUCACGAUGCUUUCGUAGGUAGCGAAGCGACGGACUAUGGUGAUCAUUUGCAAGAGAUCGAACGUUUUAAUGAUGAGCUCUGAAAAUCAGCGAUCAGUUUGAUUUGAUAAUACUGUGUUAUCUUUCAUAAUACUCAUUCGAGAUAUGUAUGAUUGCAAAUAUUUUUAAUACACUGCUCAAGACAAUAACAAGACCAUUUUUUUAAAGAAUUCUAUAAAGUAUCUACAUUUGGAUCCAAAACGCUUAAAAUAUUAUGUUUGUAUAAAUGUGUUUAUUGGACCUCAAAAUCAUGAAAAAUAUAUUCAAAAACUACUAGAUUUGCUAGAACUAGAUCAUAAAUUUAUUAGAGGAAAUGUUCUACUAAUUGUUUUGAGCAGUAUAUUUAUCAAUAUUUUUUCUUCAUCUCUCUUUCAAGCCUUAUCUUUAAUCUAUCCAGUCAUUAGAAUAAAUUUUUUUUAAGCGACAAAUUGCACAUACAGAACUAACGAAAUUUACACAUCUUGUACAUUCACGACGAUUCGUAACGUACGAACCAUCGUCUUCCACUUUUUAUCAAACAUGAGUGCCAUAAUAGAGAAUGUGGGAAGAAAAAUAUAUUAAAGCAACACACACAAAAGUAAUACUUCUCAUUGUAAUUACAUAUAGUGCGUCAUUAAGUUUGAAUUGCAUCAAUGUGUUAUACUGUAUAUAUAUAAUGUAAUACACACACACACAUAUAUAACAUUUUACAUAUGUAUGUAGUAUGUAUCGUAUAUAGCACUAUUUUUUCUUGAUUUUGCGACAAAUUAAGAUGAUUUCAGUGUAGAUGAUAUUAAACGAAUGUGUACAUUAUUCUUAUAAAACAAGUCUUCGACAAAUAAUAUACGCAUUGAUUAAUUGUAAUAAAAUAUUUUAACAAUUU